Triticum aestivum (bread wheat) is the source of this 687-nucleotide messenger RNA. RefSeq lists its product as uncharacterized. The transcript has 8 exons. Gene Ontology annotation, molecular function: DNA-binding transcription factor activity. Gene Ontology annotation, cellular component: nucleus. NCBI's taxonomy places the organism in Eukaryota, Viridiplantae, Streptophyta, Magnoliopsida, Poales, Poaceae. Gene Ontology annotation, biological process: regulation of DNA-templated transcription. Bases 1 to 687 code for a protein of 228 amino acids. The record is from RefSeq and is a predicted model, not a curated record.
AUGGAGGAUGAUGAGGGCGAGGACGCGGAGGCCGGCGCGGGGGGAGGCGGUGGAGGGGUGUGCCCGCUCUGGUACGAGCUCACUCGAGAAGCGCAAGAUCGUCAACGGAGACGACCUAAUCUGGUCCAUUGGCGCUUCUCCCAGUGGCGGCAUGAGGAGCUCAGCCGCAUCGUGGACGCCGCCGUGGAGCCCAACCUCGUCUCGAGGACCAACGACGGUUGGAGUGACUUAAUCGAGCGCUAUGAGGGCAUAAAUCAUGGUGAAUAUCUUAAACUGUUUGCGGAUAUCGCAACGUUGAGGCAUGAGAGUGACCACCUGGAGGCCAGCGUGAGGAGGCAGACAGGAGAAGACCUGCCGUCUGGCGCAACCGCGGCAGAGCUCCGCGGUCUGGAGCACAAGCUAGAGUGCGCGCUGGGUAAAGUCUCUGAAACGAAGGUGCACAUCCUGGAGGAGCAGAACAGCUUCCUUGGCCACAUGGCGGUUUUGUUUAGGCCAUCCAUGGAGCAGAAAGAACGGACAUUGCUACUUCAGCAAGAGGGAAGACCCAACGAGGCCAUGAUGCUUACCUUGCUCGAGCGCAUCAACCCCGACCAUGGCACCACAUUCACAGUCUUGAGAUGCCUUUGUUCAGCCUCUACAAACAAGAGCUCCAACAUGAAAGUGAAGAAAGCAGAAGUAUACUUGUAG